Messenger RNA from Aspergillus costaricaensis CBS 115574, 2121 nucleotides. RefSeq lists its product as uncharacterized. The record is from RefSeq and is a predicted model, not a curated record. Lineage: Eukaryota; Fungi; Ascomycota; Eurotiomycetes; Eurotiales; Aspergillaceae. The transcript is spliced from 6 exons. Gene Ontology annotation, biological process: regulation of DNA-templated transcription; DNA-templated transcription. Gene Ontology annotation, molecular function: DNA-binding transcription factor activity, RNA polymerase II-specific; zinc ion binding; DNA binding. Bases 1 to 2121 code for a protein of 706 amino acids.
AUGAACGGAACACAAUCAUCUACAGCCAACAUUGUCCGGCGAGCUAAAGCAUGUAAUACCUGUCGGCGUAAAAAGGUCAAAUGUGACGGAAAGCGACCUAUUUGUUCACCUUGCCAUGCGUUCAAUCUCACUUGCGGGUAUCAAGAUGUCAUGGACCGCCGGAAACGCGAGAGUCGCCCAUAUGUUGAACAGCUAGAGAAGCGAAUUGAAAAAAUGCAGGAGCAAUUGGAGCGUUUGACUAGAUCUGGAACUGAAAUCCAGCGAGGCGUGGAGAAUACCCGACGACCAACUUCGCCGGGCACGUCAGUCGAGAGCAGUACUAAUUUAGGGGAGCCAGAAGACCAAACAGACGGAGACAGCAUCCCUGGAAUGUCUCAGGUACCUUCUGACAAGGGUCCUCACCCUCCCGCCGAGAAUGAUCAAUCUAUUGUCAUUGACGCACAGGACGGAAAAAUGCGCUAUUUUGGGGCUUCGUCUGCGUUUUCUGCAUUGACAAAUGCCGAAUUGAAUGGGCUAGAGGCACAGCCGGAUAUUGGGGUUUGGCGACGCGCACCUCAAAGAAGUGCUAAUCCAUGGCAACUUUCCAGCUGGGUUCCUCAAAUUCUUCAAGAUGGCCUUGAACGGCGCAUUUUCGAACCUCUACCAUGUAAGGACACAACUGUCCAACUAGUGCGAGAGUACUUUGCAACUUUUAACCAAGCAAUUCCUCUUUUUGGGGAGGUCUCGUUCAUGAGGUCCGUCGACAGACAAUACUCAUGGAAUCCCGAUAAUAGUGCAUCAUGGUGGAUCUCCCUCAAUAUCGCUCUGGCCAUAUCAUACAGAGAAAGGGCACAUGCAUCUUCUGAUGCUAGUGACAACUGGAGAAAGUCGUUGGGACAUGUUAAGAAUGCCUUGAACGCUGUCGUUGACGUCUUCCUUCAAAACACUGACAUUGCCGCCGUGCAGGGUCUCCUGGGGCUGGCGCUUUACUUUCAGGGUACACCUAACCCCCAAGCCCUUUUUAUGUUCGCGGCUGCAGCAAUGCGUCUGGCCCAGUCAAUAGGACUGCAUAGAGAAAACGGCGCUGGAGCUUCACCCGAGGCGGAGCACAGGCGAAGAGUGUACUGGGUCGCUUUCAUACUUGACUCAGACAUUUCCAUCCGGGUGGGCCGCCCGCCGGUCCAGGAUAUCGAAGACUAUGAUACACAUUUACCGACAGAGAAUCCAUCUGACGGCAGAGGCAUAUUAACGAUUGACGGUACUAGAAUGAACUACUUCCGUCUCCUUGCUCAACUAGCCCAGAUUCAGCGGCUUGUUUAUAAAAAGCUCUACACGGUAACUGUUCGUCAAGAAUCGAGUGAUGAUGUUAUUGAAAGAAUCAAGUCUUGUGAAGACGCGCUGUUGAGCUGGAAGAAGACCUUACAUUCGAGGCUUCAACCCCAGCGUAAAUUUUCCUGUAAACCAACUUAUUUCCUGCAACAUGUCCUUCGAUUACAUUUCGCAUUUAAUUGCUGUUACUCAAACCUUUAUCAGCACGUUCUGCAUUGGCGCUACUAUCACAUGUGCCUUCGCUCGGCUCUACCUACAAGUGCAUGUGUGCCUCUUGCACUAAGGAUACUCGCACAUCCUGCACAUUCAGAAGCUGGGGACGAUCUUUCAAUGAUCCAGGAUGUUAUUAAAUUUCUCACAUGUACUUCUUCUGAGGAGCCUAAUACAUACAUCGACUUUGUAUUGGGCAUGUGCUCUGACUUAGAGCGUUCUGCUAGGAGGGCCUUCUUGCCGGCGCAAUCUGCCCGCAACCAUCAUCCAGCAAUUAUGCAGAACAACGAAAAUAACAGGCCUAGUCUAUCUAGCUAUGGGAUCAAUGAAAAUACAGCCCCCAAUCUUUCCGACGCGAUACCGACUCCUUUUGGUAGCGCUUCUGCGGCAAAUAUGGGAAGCGCACAGUUUACGAAUGUGAUGCCGCAGGGGCCCUACACAGAUAAUGGUUUUCUGGGGUCUUUCAACGAAGUUGAUCAGGCGACUAACUGGCAGUGGUCCCUACCGCCAUUUUGGAACUGGCAGGAUCUUGUUUCAGGUGCGCCUUCGUUUCCGGUCGUUCCGGGAGUGGAUAUACCGGAGGCCAAUAUGCCAGAUACUUGA